UGUUUGCGAAAGACGGCUUUCCUGCAUGUUGUUUGUUGUGUUUUCAAAAUUUACUUCCAAAUGGAACCUCUCUACUUAAAAGCAUGCCGAAUGUGCAUGUGCUAUAGACAUCUUAAACCAUUGGAUUCGGAAAUGGUACGAAAAAUAGGAUCCUGCUUCGGUAUAAUGAUCAACCUUGAGGAUAGAACGUUACCCCUCGGUAUCUGUCGAAAAUGUACAAAAAAAGUUAUCCAGGCCAAGAAAUAUCGCGAUUUCUAUCUGUCAGUGCAGACGAAGCUGUUUGUAAAACGCUCAAACCACUUUCUUCGUAUAGACCGACAACCAUUGGUUGAAGUUAUUUUGAGGCGAAAUGAAUCUCCACGAUACAUCUAUCCUUCGGGCCGGCGAGUACAAGACAGAAUGCGGGAGGAAAAGCGAACAAAAGCCCGACCAAGCUCGGAAAGCAAAACAGACCCUCAGAACAAUGCAUCUGGAAACAUUAAUGCUUCAGUGAAUAGAUUACAAUCUCCUAGCACUUCUUCUGCCAUUGCAACAAGCCAUUGUCCCCCAGAAGUAGAAUCGACUGCUGUUCCUCGUCAACGUACAACCUCAACUGAGGAAGUUCCUAACCAAAGCCAUUCGCCUUCCCCUGUACUUAAUUCAAAUACUCCGCCUCCCGCUGCUGUUACAUUAGAUGUAACCACACCUGAGGAGGUGACAAUGAACGGUUUGGACGAUCCAUCAGUUAAGGAGGAUUUCGAAGCAACCGAAAACGAUAACAAUUCGGAAAAAGAAUCUUUUUCUAUUGAAAAAUUGGAAACAGAAUCAGACAUCCAAUCGCAAGAUGAUACGGAAAAUGUUGAUGAUUCGGCCACGUUUUAUGAGGAGCAGAAAAUCUAUGCCACCGAAGAGUUGGAGGAAGUACUUCAAGAUCAAAACAUGGAAGAUCCCGAGGAACAUAUGGAAGCAGAGUACCUUAAUCAACACGAGCUUAGCGCUGGGGAUGGCUUAGAUUCGGAACACCAUCUGACACAGGAACAGUACGAUUCGACUGAAAUAGAAGUGCUAGAAGCAAGUGAAACAAUUGAAUCCGUCAUUCCCGGCAAUGAAAAUACUGGUUAUAAUGUUCAAGAUACACGGCGACGCAGGCGAAGUAAAAUCUCGGGUAGAGAACUUUACAAGUCGCUGCUGACUGAAUGCAACAUAUGCGGUAAAAUGAUUGAACGCAACCGCUUAGAGGGGCACAUCAAUCGACAUUCGGGACGUCGCCCGUAUGCGUGCCACAUAGAAGGAUGUUCUUCGCGGUUUCACUGUAAGCAUGCCUGCCGUUUGCACGUUCGCUGUCGCCAUGGAUCGGAAUCGUUCACAUGUACCGAAUGUGGAAAGGUAUACAAAGCGCGGCGCGAUUUACUGGGACACAUCAGAGAAACCCAUGUUGAGCCGAGAUUUCAAUGUGACGUUUGUGGGAAAAAAUUUACUACCAGGUCGCGACUGAAGCAGCAUAGCUUUUAUCACACAGGAGAGAGGAACUAUCCAUGCCGUGUGUGCGAGAUGCGCUUUUUCAGCAAUUUUCAGCUCAAAGUUCAUAUGAGAACACAUACAAAAUCUUUCCCAUACAAGUGUUCCGUUUGCAACAAGCGCUUUCGUUAUCGUCACAUGGCAAAAGAACACAUUGUAAAAGAUCAUGGGAUAGAUAUCUCGUUGCAAAAGGAUUGGGUCAUACAGUACCCUGAACCAGAUCCGGAGGAAGUGGAGGUGAUAAACGAAGAGGAAAACAUCAUUCAAUACAACAUUCAGCGUCUCGAGGAAACAGAAGAUGAAGAUAAUACGCUGGGGGAAGGUGCAGAUUCGGCCACCGUAUCUUUGAAAAUCGAUAACACAGACGAAUACCAGAUUCCAACCUGCAUGAACAGUUCCGAAAGGACAGCUAAUAAGGAAGCAGGUAUGAUGCGUUAAGGAUAAAAUUUGAAAAACAAAUUAUUUAAAAAUAUUAUUAAUCUAAAAUAUAGGUUUAAAAUUUUUAAAAUCACAAAACCUUAUAUUUUUUACGAAAUAUACAAUUAUAUUGUAUAGUAUAGUAUAGUAUAGUACAGGAAAGUAAAGAUGUAUCCCAAUUUUAAGUAUUGAUUUAAAAAAUUCAAACAAUUUAUAGUAAAAACAUCACUCACACCUAUAAUUCAUAGCAUCUCGAGUUUCUUGCAAGGUUGAGUGCUGAUGAUUCUAGAUGAACAAUGCUUCACUGUAUAUGAAUAAUGAGUCUAAUACUAUCACUACGUGAUAUCACAAUCGAAAACUCUCAGGGCAUUUUGCUAGCACCAAAAGUCUACGCCCAUCCAUCUUCUGCAAGUCAACUCAGAUCCUGGCAUACACUGAUGAUAUAGACAUCAUUGGUAUGCGGCUCUCCGAUGUACGAUGGGAUCAAGCAGGCGGCAGAGAGCCUCAGAUUGCAGAUAAACGAGGCAAAGACCAAACUGAAGGUGGCAACAUCAGCGGCCCUACCAAUAACUAAUCCAACCCUACGUAGGCGUGACGUUCAGAUAGGUGAAUGCACUUUUGAAGUUGUCCCAGAAUUCACCCGUAUGUGAGGAAAGAUAAUGCAGGAGCCGCUAUAAAGAGGGGCUAUACGAGAUGUACGGCGAGCCCAUUGUCCUGCAGCGUAUCAAGCUUGCCAGGCGGCUGUGGGCAGGCCAUUUUGAACGCAUAUAAACGGACGACCCAGCCCGUAAAGUCUUUAGGCCGUCCACAAGGACAGAGGAAGUGUGGUAGGUCCAAACUGAGGUGGCAAGAUGGC
Messenger RNA from Anopheles arabiensis, 2770 nucleotides. Its product is annotated as transcription factor E4F1-like. Gene Ontology annotation, cellular component: nucleus. The transcript has 3 exons. NCBI's taxonomy places the organism in Eukaryota, Metazoa, Arthropoda, Insecta, Diptera, Culicidae. The record is from RefSeq and is a predicted model, not a curated record. The coding region runs from base 61 to 1935 and encodes 624 amino acids. Gene Ontology annotation, molecular function: zinc ion binding.